Messenger RNA from Mytilus trossulus (common blue mussel), 789 nucleotides. RefSeq lists its product as uncharacterized. The record is from RefSeq and is a predicted model, not a curated record. The coding region runs from base 181 to 789 and encodes 202 amino acids. Gene Ontology annotation, biological process: non-motile cilium assembly. Lineage: Eukaryota; Metazoa; Mollusca; Bivalvia; Mytilida; Mytilidae. Gene Ontology annotation, molecular function: zinc ion binding. Gene Ontology annotation, cellular component: ciliary transition zone. The transcript is spliced from 6 exons.
UACAAAAUGAUUUGAACACUUUAAUAAGGGUAUUGACUUUUAUCAUAUUUGUGUAUUCAUGAUCUUUAUAUGUAGAAAAAUCAAUGAUUUGAUGUUGUGUGACCAAGUUAGAAUGAUUACCUGUCUUAGUUAUAAUAAGAUGUGUUUAAAUAUUCUGAUACAAACAAUUUCGAAUUCGUGAUGGCGGAACAAUCCAAUACUAAUAAGGAUGCAGCACAAACGGCUUUGUUGUGUCAGUUUUGCGAUCAACAGAAUAUAACAUGGAAAUGUGUGGAUUGCGAUAUUUUACUAUGUAUUUCAUGUAAAGAGAAAAUUCACAAAAAACUUAAGUCAACAGAUAAGCACAAGAUUCUUUCCAUUCAAGAUAUCGGAAAGAAUACUAGUACUGCAAAGAGAGUUACUAAUACUAGUCCGGCAAAUAUAGCAAAUAGUAAUAUAGUAACAGUGACAAUAACCCAUUUAGUGCUAUCAACCGGAGCAGCAGUACUAGAUGAAGAGAGUAUAUGCAAACUGUUUGUCUCGUACAACUUCCUAGGAAUCAGGCUAGAGGAACUAGAAACUCCGUUUUCUCUACCUAAACCAAAGGCAGAACAACCUAUCAAUUUUAACUACAGCAAAACAUUCAAUGUAGACAUGGCUAAGCAUUACCCUAAGAGACAAUACCUAGCUGGAAUGUUGUUACCUGAUGACCCUGAUGGUGGCAGGUUUGUACCCUAUAUACUUUUUACACUUGAUAAAUUAAAUUCCGGUUCACAUGACACAUUUCUUUGUACCACAUACUUAUCUUAA